Molecule: messenger RNA, 1723 nt
Organism: Mobula hypostoma (lesser devil ray)
Lineage: Eukaryota; Metazoa; Chordata; Chondrichthyes; Myliobatiformes; Myliobatidae
Exons: 9
Coding region: 372-980 (202 amino acids)
Source: RefSeq, a predicted model, not a curated record
AACUGGUCACCCAGCUUCCUGCCCCACACCCGGCGCCAGCGGUUUAUCAAGUAUCGGGAUCAUGAGCGGAAUCGAAGUCUUUGUCUCUGCUGGGCAUUCUCGAAACACCCGCAAUUAACGACAACCGUGAAGAGAAAACAACAUGCAUUCAUAUGAAAUGGAAAGUUUUGGAAACGGAAACCUGAUGUUUAAUCAACUAUCCGUAAGAUGCCCUUGAAACUGUAACUCCCGGUUCGAGAACUGCUUUUAAUCUUGACAUAAAUUGUGGAAAAUCUCAACCCUCCCACCGCAAACCGCAGGAACACGAAAAAAUAGCUCCGCCAGAAGCAGAUUAAAACAGACCUGAUGACUUCUUGACCACAGAUGAAACGAUGAAAACACAGGUGACCAUGCUGCCUAUGUUUCUGCUGUUUUACUCGCUUGUCGUUCAGGCUGACUUGACCGAAAGCCAUUGUCUGGGAUAUGACGUCCUGCAUACCACUGCGAAUUAUCAGCUCCGCCGUUACAAUGAAUCGGUCUGGGUUGGAACACACGAAGAUUUCAGCUUCACCCACAGAGUUGAAACGUACAGGAGGCUCCUACGCCGCUACACCAAUGGGGAAAAUUCCGCAGGAUUGCGGACUCGAAGCAGUGACCAAUUUCUCACGUCAUUCACACGGGAUAGAGGGAUUGCAAUGUACCUGAUGCUUACUGAAGAAGUUUGGGAUAACCCGGCAACACCAACGAACCCGCGAGCAUUUAUUAAGCGUUUCCCAGGGAUGGAUGUGUUCGCCAAGAGGAUUCAUCGGGAUCUUACUACCGAGGCCAGUGAUUUCAACCGCACGCUCACUGAGCAGAAUGCCAAAUUCAACAACUCCUUCUUCUUCGUAUCUUCCUGCCUAAGGCAUCAUCAUAUUGCACACAAAGCCGGCGGCUUGACACCGGUCAGAAAGGAGAUCUGGUUCGUUGCCACUGGUGGAUUGGAUUUCCCACUCCAGUGAGGAUGGCCUGGAAGCUCUGGAUCGGCCAUCAGCCUGCAUAGCAAGCACUUCCUCCAGCACGCUCUCCACUCAUAACGCAUUCCCAAUAGAAGUUUUCGGUAAUCACGGCACAGGCUUGUUCACCCAGACUGGCAUCGGCACCCCGUGAACAACACGGCUGAGAUCAUCUCCCACUCUCACAGUGACCCCAAUGCGGCUAGAUUAGGAGCCCACUUCUGGGACUUAUACGGCAACCACAGACACAGAAAUAACGGACCGCGCUGAUAGGGGAAGUGGCCCCCGGGAGGACUGUAUCCCAGUCAGCCUGGGCCGCAGGGUCCCAGUGAGCAGACUGAUGUGCCCUGCCCCGCCAUCCUUAUCAUUCCUGGUGCAAGAGUGGGAUCUCGAACACGGCAAAAAGAAAAAAACCCCGUGCCACCCAGGUUAGCUCUUGCAGUUCGCGUGAAUGUCUGUGUGACUCCUUGCUGAACCCACUGGUGAAGAUGAAGAGACACAGGUCACUUCUGUCUGCCCGCACGGGUGCGCUCACUGGGUAUAACGGGUAGGCGAUGUUUGAUCUGAUCCAUCUCCUGUGUCGAUAUUCCUGCAAUAAUUCUCCUUUGUUCUUGUUAUGUGAAGGGGUUCUGACAUUCCUGUGUUCCCGGCGUCCUGGACGCUCCUUCUCUGGUGUCGGUAGAGACUAUACGCUAUUCUGUUGAUCGGUGCAAAGCAACUAACUGUAUGACUCAAUAAAACUGACGCUG